CACUAAUACUUUUCCCAUGAAUAUAUUCUCAACUGCUUUUCCACACCAUGCUGAUUCAUAUCAGCGCUGACUCUCCCAGCUUCGCCCCAUUCAAAUCAGCGGACAAAUUCAUGUCACCGAUAACAAUUCAAUCACUUAAGAGUUCAGCACAUUUCGAAAUCGCUUUACAAUGCCCCGAGCCAAGUCCCUCUGGACGCAUUGUGGUGUCAUCCUUAGUUCCUCGUCCUGCGAUUCCCUGGCUAACUCCUGCUGUUUUCUCAACAACUUGGCAAGCCAUUCAAUGGGUUCGCUUGUUCUUGGACCUUCUGCUCGCAGUUUUUGUGCAUCCGCAUUCUGGUGCUUCAACAGGCGGUCAUGGUAAAUCAAUACGGCUGUGGAUUGCCGGAACUUCUGGCUUAGUCAUGGAUGCCAUCGCUUUGGCUUCUUCGGCGAUUUGAAUGGCACAAUGCCCGCAGUUGGUGGCUUUUAUGCCAGUUUAGGACAUUCCUUUGCUUGCACUUAAGAUAUAAAGUGAGGAUAUGGAAGGACACACUGAGUGCUUACUCCUUUCAUCAGGUCUUCCAUCAUCGAACAAAUUAAACCAGUACAAACUGCUGCCUUUGCGUGGGAGGAUGGAGACUUUAACAUCUGGGAAAACAGUGGCUCCACCCUGAGGAACAUCGCUGGC
This is a messenger RNA of Drosophila biarmipes, 667 nucleotides long. RefSeq lists its product as uncharacterized. The coding region runs from base 48 to 437 and encodes 129 amino acids. The transcript has 4 exons. Lineage: Eukaryota; Metazoa; Arthropoda; Insecta; Diptera; Drosophilidae. The record is from RefSeq and is a predicted model, not a curated record.